UGGGGAACGACGGUUGGUUCGACGGGCCCGCACUCCCGAGUCACGCCGUUUGGCUCCCCGAGUCGCAUGCGAAUCUCCCGGCGAAGGAGCGAGGGAGGGGACGAGUUCCGCGGCGGCGUUCCGGGCUCGUCGGGCGUUUGGGGCGGCGGCGCGGCCAGGCGUCGAUCGCCGUCGCCGGGUCCCGCGAGGCAGACGGGGGUUAACCCGGCGGUGGGCGGCGGCGGCGGCGGCGGCGGCGGCGGACGGGGAGGGGAGGCUGGUGGGGUUCAUGUUCGAAGGGGUUCAUCCGAAGGGGUUCAUCCCGGCGGGGGUUCGCCUCGGGCGUCGUCCGCCUUUGCGUCGGCCAGGCCGUUCAAGUUCGCGGGCGAGUCGGGGCUGGGGUCGGGGCUGGGUGUCUCGCCGCCGAGGAGCACGCCGCCGGUCGCCCCUGGGGUCGGCGGCGGCUCGGAAGACGAUCGGGAGCUCAUCUUGCUCAGCCUCGAAUCUCGCGCGUCCACCCCGGACCCCAUCCUCUUACCAGCCGCCGAUGCCCCGUCCUCCUACCCCGCCAGCGAGGGCACCGCGGGCGACGACCGACCGUACGGAACCGAAGACGACGACGACGACGUCCUCGAGCAGAGCGCGAUCAUCGCGAGCCAGCUCGCGGGUGCGGACACGGACACCGACGAGGAGGAGGACGGGGACGACGAGGAGAGACAAGUUCUCGGGAGCGGCACCGACGACGACGACGACGCGACCUUCGACGAAACGUCCGAGCGGGGGUCCGGCCUGGGCGGCACCUCGUCCAGCGGCGGCGAGGACGACGUGGACGACGAGCUCAAGGACUUCGGCUUCACCAACGUCGCCACGCUGGCGCAGGAGAACCUGAGGCGCCUGAGCAUCUCCCAGUCCCGGGGACAAUCCGCGGCGCCCACGCCGCGGACGUCAAUCGCGGCGCCGCGAGUGAGCGUCCGGGGACCGAGACUCUCGCAGGUGGUGCACUCGCUGCGGAUGCACCAGGAACACGGCGAGGGAGACGAAGGGGAGGACGCGACGACGGAAGGAAGGGGGUGAGACCGCCGGAAGGGGGCUGAGACGAGGGACUCGACGCGUCUGGCGAUCAGUGACUAUUCUUCUCCGCCCGUGUUAAUAAACGUAAACGAGCGUCGCGUC
Messenger RNA from Micromonas commoda, 1152 nucleotides. RefSeq lists its product with no specific name. The coding region runs from base 67 to 1053 and encodes 328 amino acids. The transcript has a single exon. The record is from RefSeq and is a predicted model, not a curated record. Lineage: Eukaryota; Viridiplantae; Chlorophyta; Mamiellophyceae; Mamiellales; Mamiellaceae.